Molecule: messenger RNA, 7375 nt
Organism: Diabrotica balteata
Lineage: Eukaryota; Metazoa; Arthropoda; Insecta; Coleoptera; Chrysomelidae
Source: the annotation of a GenBank genome assembly
AUGAAUUAAUAUAAGUUCCGAUUUAAUUUCAAUUCAAUUUAAUUUUUGAUAAGAUGAGGAGAAGUUCUCGGUGUCGUUUAUAAGUAUUUUAAAAGUAAAAUUUCGUUUUUAGUGAGUGUAAAUAUAAGUGAUAACUUAAAGACGAUGGCAAUGUUAUUAAUGGUGCUGUCUAUAGCUGGAUCUAUUCUCUUAACCCCCUUUUUAAUGCUCUUAGUGUGUAUUAUAUUUUUGGCAUCUAUUGGCAAGAGCUUAGGAGUACGACGACUGUAUGUGAAAACAUUAUUGAUGAUUUUCGAGUACGGUCGAAAGGAUAUAGAAUCGUCGUUAAAUCAUAGGAAUAAGGAGGUGCCAGAAGACAUAGAUGAAGGAUACAGUGAAGAAAUUACACAAUCUGAAAAAAACGCAGAGGAGCCUCAUUUAGCCAACGGUUUGGUAAAUGGGGGAAAUAAUGUGAUAAGCCGAGACGAAGGAUUAAUAUUUGUACCCGAACCACCUACAAGUAAGACUGAAGAAGCCGUUAAGGAGGAAAAAUACAAGGAUUUUGUGCUUUCUAACGUAUUCGAGUAUGUUAAGGCUGGAGUAGAAGCAAUAAUUGAGGAUCAAGUCACUUCGAGAUUCGAAGCCGAAGAAUUGAAGAAUUGGAAUUUGUUGAUACGCACAAAUCGUGGUUAUGAAUUCAUAUCAUGGAAACUUACAUUUCUUUGGCUCGGUGGAUUCUUCAUAAGAUAUUUCUUCUUGUUUCCUUUAAGGCUGAUAAUUUGCUGCUUUGGGUUUCUCUCACUGAUAAUAUCAACAUUCGCACUAUCAGCAUGCCCGGGCGGAUCUGCUCGAAGAUGGCUCAAUGAAAAAUGUUACAAGAUAGGAUUUCGCAUAAUGUGCCAGUGUAUUUCAGCAGAAAUAAAUGUACACAACAAACAAUGGAGACCAGCUAAAGGAUCGGUAUGUGUGGCCAAUCACACUUCACCUAUAGACGUUAUGAUUUUGUCAACGGAUAACUGUUACGCUCUGAUUGGUCAACGUCAUGGUGGUUUCUUAGGAAUUUUCCAGAGAGCUUUAGCCAGAGCUUCACCGCAUAUCUGGUUUGAAAGGUCGGAGACUAGAGAUAGAAGUGCCGUUGCAAACAGGUUAAAGGAACACGUCAGCAACCCUAAGAACCCACCAAUUUUGAUCUUUCCUGAAGGUACUUGCAUUAACAACACCUCAGUCAUGCAAUUCAAAAAGGGCAGCUUUGAAGUUGGAAGUGUGAUUUACCCAGUGGCAAUAAAGUACGAUCCUAGGUUUGGAGAUGCAUUCUGGAACAGUAGCAGAUAUUCCAUGGUACAAUACUUGUAUAUGAUGAUGACCAGCUGGGCAAUAGUAUGUGAUGUUUGGUAUUUACCUCCGAUGUACCAAAGAGAAAAUGAAUCAGCUAUAGAUUUUGCAAACAGGGUAAAGAGUGUGAUAGCAAAACAGGGAGGAUUAGUAGAUCUAGUCUGGGAUGGAGGAUUGAAGAGAGUGAAAGCAAAGAAAGAAUGGAAGGAGAGGCAGCAAGAAGAAUUCUCCAGAAGAUUGAAAGCAGAGUAAAAAAAGAAUACUACAUAUUACGUCACAUAAAUAUAGUGUAAAUAAAUAAUCAAAAAAACAGUUGAUUGCGAUAAGAUGUGUGGUGGUUUAACAAAUUAAUUUUAAUUUAUUAUAUGUUUGAUAUUUUCUGUUUUCGCGUGGCUAGAAAAGGGCGGAUUUAUGUAAUUUUUUGAAAAACUUUACAGAUUGAUUUUUUACCGAUGUUAUACAUGCGGUGCAAUCAUCAUCUUGUUUUAUUAAUUUAUCACUUAAAUUCAACUACAAAUUGUCUAUUACGUUGUGUACUUACAAGAAAGUAUUACAGUUUUUGUGAAAUCAAUAACGGAAACUACAUUCAUUUCAAUUUAAAAAAUGAGAUAAUUUUACGGUUUCCAACUCCUUUUUGUACAAUUUAUGUCUUAAUCAGUCAUGUAUGGUCAACAAUCCACUCUACACUUGUGUAUAUCUGUUUAAGUUCACGUUCAUGCUUCAUUCUAAGAAAAUUGGAUUGAGAAGAAGAGCAGAAACUUAAAUUCUGCGAAAAUAAUGGUUAUUAACUUUUCAGUAUUUUCGUUCAUCCAUAAAUAUUCGUAUUGUACGAAGAGUUUUCCUCUUUAUUCUAAACAAUUUGCAUACAUUUUUGUUCAGCACGGGUCUUGCUUGAGGUUAUCUUAUCAUCUUGUAGUUUAGAUGUCUUAUGUCUUUUUCCAUGGUCCCUUUUGUAGAAUAUUUUUGUAUGUCAAUCGUUUUUGAUACGUUCAGCAUUUCCAAGAACUUCCAUUGAGACAAAUUUUACAUUGUGUAGCUCUUGUACAAAGCUCAGAUAUUUGUAUUUCGUUAGAGCUGAAAGAAUGUAAUUGAAGACUCUAAUUUUACGCCGAAACUGAAGUACUGAAAGUACCUUUUAUAUACAGUAGACUCCCGUAACUUCGGCCACCUCGGGACCGGACCUUAGGCUGAAAUUUGCUUAUCUAAAAAUGCCCAUUUAUUGUUUGUAUGGAUCUAGCAAAAACAAAACACUUGUACAGUAAGUAGAAGACAAUACAGUGAAAUACUCUGACAUAUGUUUAACCCAUAUGAAAAGAUUGACCAUUACAAAAAUGCUAUAAAACAAUACUUAGAGAUCUCUAGGCCUAAUAAAAUUAGAAACAUUAUUGCACAUUGGUGGUGUGGCUUCUUAAACACUUAAAAAAAGUCAGUAAUUUUUUUCUGAAUUUUGUUUUCUAAUGAUUUUUGAUGUGUAAAGUCACGCCCCUUUUUAAUAAUCAUUACGUCGAUGGCAGUUGCUUCUUUUUGCUGUUCGACGAAGGUAACUGCCAGUUGCAAAGCUGCUUUGCCUUCAGCGUGGCUCAUUUUAUUUCCUUCAUCUUCAAAAUUAAUGGGAAAAACCCCGUAAUUGGCUGUAUACCAUCGUUUAAAAAACACAGAAGUUAAAACACGUCACAAAAUGUGUAUUUAGUAUAAAACAAACAAGUUAAAACUUUUAAAAAAGUGUCGUCACAUUUAAAGUUCUGGCAGAACGUUUUCGAUCACUACGGAUACAUCUUCAGUGCCUAGUAUUUGUUGCUAAUAUAUAAAUAUGGUGUCUAUAAGACUUCCAUGUUUGAGUUGGUAAAGUGUCACAUUUACAUUAGAUAAUGUUGAUACUGUAGGUCGAUGCAAUGAACGACGUUGAAGGACGACACAGACAAAAUUUUGUUCCUCGUCUUCGUUCUUGAACGAACUACAACCACAGAGCACCUUCCACCAAUUCGUGUUUUGCUUUUCUCAGUGUGCAACGCUUUUGUAAAACAUUUUCAGUUUCAAUAUGUGUCCAAAAGCCUUCGAUAGUUUUUCUAUUGCGUCGUCAGUCGUUAAUUGUACUUUUGUCACGUUUAAUCUCUGCAAAUUUUGACGGAUUGCUUUUGUCCAAUUUUCAAGCUUGUAGUCUCUAUUCCAUUGAUAUGUACUUACGUUUACGCGUUUAAUAACUCAUUUUAAAGCAGUUUAAAGCAGAGAGCCGGACUAAGCGGAGACCGAAGCCGAACUUACGGGAGUCUACUGUAUUUUUAAGAGCUUUACAAAUUCUGCUAAAGCCAGCUUUCUGCUCCUCUUAGUUUCCUUCAACUGGAUUUAUUUACAAAAUUUCUUUGUGCUCGUGUAAAUAGGACAUCUAUGUGGAAUUGUCGUUUUUGUUUUAAUAUUUUUAACAUCUCUCAACUUUAAAAAGUUAUAAAAAAGUGAUUUUUAAAGGUUUAAAAAUAAUACUAAUACUCUUUACUUGAUGAUAGUAUAUAUAAAAUAGAUAAAUUUAAACUAUAUUUUCGGGAAAUUACCACUGGAUUUCACUUAAUAAUAUAUAUCAUAUUUCACCAAAUUGUAACUUCUUCAGAUGAUGGACGGUUAACGUAAAACCUUUUGUUGCAAUUUUUAGUAAAUUAUUUUAUAGAAAGCUAAGGAAAAACGUUUUCUUUCGUUGUGUACACACAAUUUUAUUAUGUUAAUUAUUAAACGUAAAUUCGCUCUUGUAGUAAACACAUCUAGUCCAUAUUUUAUCAGGGUAAAGUAACACUUGAAACACAUAUUUAGUUUAGUAGCGUUGAUUCAAUUCUUACUCUCUAUUUAUAUUAUGCCAGGGCCAAUAAUUUUUGAUACCAAAAAAUAGUAGCUUGAUUUUAGAAGGAAGAAAAUAUAUCAAAAGUAAAAGGAAAAAUAAUUUUUCGGCGACUUGAGGUCGGAAAGUGAAAGGGGAUGAGUUUUUUAGGAUUAAAAACGGUUUAUUACGAUUUCCGGAAUUUUAAGUCCUAUCGAAAAAAGUUAAAUGGCAAAGUUGUAGGCAAUAAAAAGAUCUUCAACUUUUAUAUUUACACUUUUUUCACAUAACCUCACAAUUUAUGCGAAAAAUUCGAUUUUUUGGUUUUUUAUUUUAUCUUCCACAUAUUUUACUUUUCACGAGAUUUGGUGAAAACUUACCUUUAUAAUUAUAUUAAUGUUCUAAACAUAAUAGUAUCAAUUAUGGUCAUCAUCAGCAAUGGUAUCAAUACGUCAAUUAUGAUGAAGAUUCAGCGAGCAGAUUUUUGAAGGAUCCACUUUAGCCGCAGUGAAACAGUUUGUUAAUCUAUUAACAGAUAACACUAAUACUUAGCUGUAACUAACAUCUGGCAGACAACCCAACUAAUGAAUGCCUGCGAAAUGAUCCCAUUCGAUCGUAUCGUUGGUCGGGAAAUUCCGGUAACUCCGGAAUUUCCUGAGUAAAACAUUUUUUUUUUUCAAAAUCACAACCCGAUUUUGAUUGAUCACAAUUUUAUUAUUAUUAUUUUCCGGUUUAAUGAUCAAAUUAAGUAUAUUGCUUGAAACUAUUUAUGACUUAAUAAAGAACAGUUUUAAAAAAAUGUGUUCUUAUUUGCUUUUGUCACGUUUUAAGUGUUAUGUUACCCAUACCAUUUGUAGUUGCAUAUGUCGUGAUAUACUAUUACCAGACUCAUUUGAAUUUGUACAAUGUGCUUCUACUAUUUAUGCUAUUCUAAAAUAUUUGGUACCUAAGUAGUGGUAUCUUUGUUAGGGCAGUACUUUUCUAUAAAUCGAGGAUUUGUACGCACUUGUUUAUAGUCGUUCUCUUUUUCUUCAAUGUUUCUAUCUGGAUUCUACAAUAGAAUAAAUAAGGUCCUAAGAAUAAAAAUAUAGAAUUUACAUGAUUAAAUACAAUAAAUAUCUAAAAUAAUAUAGCCAGUGAUAUUUCUUUUUAAUUCUACGAUCACUAUUAGUAGAUAGGAAGCCACUUCAGUCUACCAUGACCCCAUUUUUUGAUAGAGGAGUGUAUUAUGUCACGUAAUAUGUUAAAUGUCACGUUAUAUGUCGCGUUUUGUGUCACGUUUUAUGUCACCAAAGUUUGGUGGGUCCCACACGAACUUGACAUGACAUUUGAUUUAAAACGUGAAAUAAUACACCUUCCCCCAAAAACAGUGCGUAAUUCCCAAUAAAAAUAGUAAAUUGUAUUAAAAUGCUACAAGAAAAUAGCUUCAGAAUAAUAUUUACUUAUUGUCAUAUUUUUGCCAUAAAAACAAUACGUUUUUUUAACGAAAUAACAAUUCAAACUGCAAUGGGAGUACAUUGUACAUAAUUUAAAUACAUAAUUUUAUGUUUAGUCGCUUGUAGGAAAAGGGUAAAUCGUGAUAUGGAUACGCCAAUAUUCCCUUCUAGAAUUAGGCAACCAAUUCUUCAAAAAAAUCUACUUUUAAUUUUAAGAUAACAACCAUGCUUAACCUUUAGUUAGUAAUUUUAUUUAUUUUUUUAAUGCAAAGUGUUCACAAAGUGAUGGGUUAAAUAUUAAAUAAGGAUAUUGUGUAAGUUUAUUGUAAUCGAGUUCUAUUCCACCAUAUCCGUUGAAUAUCCAAAAUUUUAGUGAAUGAGGGACAAAUUACGAACUCAAUAGUUUACAUUUUUAUGAGGGUUUCAUAUGAUCUAGAUAAAAUCAAAAUUUUGUAUCCAACGUAGUAUUUAAAUAUAGUUAAGUUUUUCGGCUCUAAUAAGUAUUAGUUUUACAAAAUGAAAAAGACAGCAAAUAUUUGAUUUCACGCAAACAACUCCUAUGUAUCUGUUGAUACGUAUUUCGACCUAAUAGGUCUCAUCAGAACAGUUAUUCAUAGGUGUUUCUCAACGUGAAAAAUCAAUAUUUUCUGUCUUUUAAGAAGCAACAAUAAAAUGGCUUCAAUACGGACGCGAUAGCGACAUCUAAUUAUAAAAUCCGUAAAAUAGUUUCGAAACACAAUUCAGAUUUCUGCUUAUAAUCUGAGCCUUCUAAAAAUUGCAAGACAAACAGACGUUGAUAAAAGAUGUUAAAAGGAACAUGGGGAAUCUAAAAUUUGCAUUCCACGACAUGCCUUUUACAACUACACUGUCUUUUACUAAUUUAGCACAAUUAUACCGUGCUUAUCUGCCAUAUCGAUAUUCAUGUAAUUAAUUGUCAUUAAUUAAUAAUUAAUUUUAAAUCUUGAUUAUAAUUCUUUUUUCAAUGAAAUUUUGUUUGUAUAUUUCUGACAAUUAAUCUGUCAAAAUAUUCCCGAAUGAACUAUACUAUAAUUCAGCAUGCACCAACAUACAAUGCCAUGUUGCACUUAUUACAAAAACAAAAUUAUCCAUACAUACUUUUAGACAAAGCCACAGACUAUAAUACGAGGCCAUGUUUAGUCCAAAUUUUAAAUUGUAUUCAACAGAGCUGAUAAUUAACUAUAUUUGGGGAAAACUUUCUUAAUGAAUUUACAAUUUUAUUUAAGUUCAUUUAUUCAAAUUAAGGGGGUUCUUAUUAUUUUCAAAAAAUUGAGUAAUUUUUUUCCAUUUAUUCCAUAUGAAAGUAUAGUACUUCAAGAGUAGUCACACCAAAUUUGAAGUAAAUUCGAGCAAUAUUACCGGAGUUAGUGAUUUGAAUAUCGCGUCGGUAGGUGCGCUGUCUGUUUAAAAACUUCAAAACUACAGUUCGUCAAUACUUAAACCAACAGUUUUCGCAUCGAUCGAUUGGUGGUGGAAGUGAGUUUGCUUGGCCACCAAGAAGUCCUGAUUUCAAUUCUUUGGAUUUUUCAAAUUGUUUGCAAAUGACAUUAGUUUACAAAACAAGAAUUAAUUGGCUUUUAGAAUUGCGACAAAAAAUAGAAGAGCCGUAAGUUUGAUUAAAAAUAAUAGACAAGGGUUAUUUGAUAUAAGAGGUCUUUGCUAAACCGGAUCAUAAAGUGUAUUGAAGUAAAGGUGGACAUUUUAAACGUUUAAUUAAAGUUUUUUGUUUUUACUUUAAUUACUUUAAUUUGUUAUUGUUAAAUAUUUAGAGAAUAAAAUUUGUAAAAUUAAAAUUUAUCAAUUUUUU